AUGAGUAUUAGGUAUCCAUGGAGCAAGAAGAGCAAGAGGUCUUCUAGGGUUUCUGAGACCAAACGGAAUGUAGCCAAGGAGGAAAAGCUGACUGCUUGUCUUCCUCUGCGCAAGGGUUUGUCACAUAAACAAGGCAAGACCAUCAUCACUUUGGCUUCGUCUUCUAGAAAGCAUAGCCAAUUGGAGGAGCUGGGUUUAGAUGAUCUCCAUCAGACCCAAAAGAGCAAGAGGCAAAACUGGGUGUUGGCGUAA
Prunus armeniaca (apricot) is the source of this 252-nucleotide messenger RNA. The record is from the annotation of a GenBank genome assembly. NCBI's taxonomy places the organism in Eukaryota, Viridiplantae, Streptophyta, Magnoliopsida, Rosales, Rosaceae.